Amoebophrya sp. A120 is the source of this 7927-nucleotide messenger RNA. The record is from the annotation of a GenBank genome assembly. Lineage: Eukaryota; Dinophyceae; Syndiniales; Amoebophryaceae.
AUGCCAGCGGAUCAAUUUGGAAAUGCGCAACGGAUCAAUCAGUUGGAAAGCGAUCUCCAGGAACUCAAGCGACAGCGCGAUGCGCUGGAGCAGGAGUCGCACGAGGCACGAGAAGAGGUGGACUUUGAAAACCGUUUAGAAUUUGCGGGGUCGGUGAAGGGGCCAGCCGUCGAAGUUUUACGCAUAAGCGGCGAACAGGAAGCAAAUAAGGAGGAAAUUGAAAAGCACGAAACGGAAAUAAAGGUACGUCUACUUGAUCUUGAAAAGAUGAGGAAAAAAACAACACCUGCAGAAAGAUCUCUGCAGGAGUUGCCACGAUAUUUUUCGCGAAAAGACCCCAGUGCGAAGGAUCUCGAAGAGGCGUUUGAUGACAAGUGGGAAACGAUGCGCAGACAGGGACAGAUUACGAGCGUGGGAACGCUCCUAAACGCUGGCGACCAAACUUUUUCCGAAGAAGGAAAAGGAGAGAGUUCUGCCUCGACUAUACCUGGCACAAACGCGCCGAGCGACUCCUCCCCUUCGUCGCGAUCCAGCUUCGGGGCAUUCAGUACCCUGCAGGAGCUCGACAUUUCUAAAACCGGCGGAACAGAAAAAGACGAGCAACAGCCAAUCCAGCCCACAGCCUCCUCGACGUUGAGCAGCGACCCAAAAAACAGCAAAAUGUUGCACGAGGAACCCCCGAAACCGGCCAAAAUAGGAAGAGACGAACUGGGGCGGGAAAAAAGUUUAUCGCGAACCUCUCCUGCUGACGCGGCGGACGCGGAUCACAAGGUUUCAGCUAUGUCUGUGUGGAUUGUAAUGCACAUAAUUGUAAUUCAUGAUCAUGAAUCAUUACCCUGUGCAAAAGUAUCGUACUCGUAUAAAUGCAUGACAAAUUUCCUCAGCAUGAGACAUAAAAUUUGUCACUCGGAUUCACCUUAAGGAAAAAAAUUGCAAUGCAUGAUUGCAAUUACUACGAGUCCGAUUCCGACACUUUUGCAGUUCAUAAUCAUGAUUGUCUUGCACAUGCACGUCGAUCCUUCUUUUACCAUACUCCGAUGAAAUGGAAUAUUAUCAUAAAGUAAGACAACGAACACAACUACAGGUACAGGAGCACCAGCACUCCCCGCUUGCGGAUGCGGUGGGCGGCGAGAUGUUGAAUCGGGCACCAGGGGCAGGGCAGUCUUCUUCUCCUGCCUCGUCCGCCAUCGAGACCAAAGUGGUUUCCUCGACAACAGCAGCAAAAACCACGGACCUUCCGGAUCACAAGGAGGGUCAUGACGAGAAUCAAGACUCGAAGCCGGAGGAUUUGACGAGGAGGAGGUUGAUGAGUGGCAAUUCCAAGACCGCCCCGCAUGCUGAAUACGAAAGCCACAAGUUGGAGCCUACCACCAGUGGAGGAACAGCAACAGCUACAAAGGGACAAAUAGCAACAACAGCAACCAAGAGCAAGAGCAGCGAUAAAAUGUUGCGAGCAGGAGUUGCUUCUAGUACGGACACCAGUAUUAAGAAGGUUGACGAGCAGCUGCACGACAACCCGACCCAACAGUCUUUUUCACCAGCUGCAGCUGGUCCGAAAAGUUCCUCUACCAGUCCGCCGAACGCGGAGAAGAACCAAGAAACCGCCGGCCUUGGUAAAACUACAUCUUAUUCGACACGAGCCGCGGCUGCGGGCCAUGAAGACGCUGGUACUACGACGGACACGGCUGAGUCAGUACGGGGAGGAGAUAAAAAUGCUCGUGUAGCUCAAGCUCCAGGUCAUCUCGAAUCCUCGCGCGACACCACGAUCACCAGGGCAGACUUGAGCGAUCCGUCUAUGAGCAUAUCAAGUGCAAAUAUGUCUGGGUCUGGAGAAAUUUAAAGUUGUCAUGCUUGUUGUCUGGCAUGACUCAGAAAUCUGUGACGCAUGAGCAGGAAGAGGGCCUCUUGCCUGUCAUGGAAAAACGCAGUGGUCUGUCAUUUGGAAAGCGAAAUGUAAAGGAGCCCAGAAAAUUGUCAUGCGUGGCUGCGCAUUGCAGUGCGCCCACCAAACGCGACCCAGCAGCACAAGGUUCCAGACCCAGACACAUUUGCAAUGCAUAGAGCAGUUGGUACCACGAGUUUGAAGCCGAUUCGGGAGGAGACGGCUACAACACGAAACACGACUUGCUAUCCUGAGUAAAUACGUCCCCACGCCAUAGUUGUCAUGCAAAUCCGCAUGCUGAAAAUAUUUCUCAUGCGGAGCCCCAUGAGAAGCAUCUUCUAGUCGUGUUGCGGAAUUUGUCAUGCUCUAAUCAGCAUUACAGGCUGGAUCUGUGAUGCUGCUGAACAAGCUCCACAGGAUUACACUACGAGGCCAGACUUGUCAUGCGAAACAGCCAAAGGUGGCUGAUUUGUGUAGCAGAUUUCCCAUCUUGACUAUGGAGUGGGGACAUUUUUGCUCAGGAUACGUGCGCACCUACUCGAAGAUGUCCAACAUCCACGACAAGGAGGACGCACACGGGUUUCCGACUUCCACGUCGGCUCGCACGUACAUCAAUGAGAUUCUGUGGCUGCCCCUUGUCUUAUGAGAGUGCACAACUCCCCCUCGCCCUCGUUUGUAUGGCAUGAACAGCAAUACAAACACCAGCACACAUGGACCCUGUGCAUGACAAAUUCACGUGCCUAAAAAUGAAGUACUACUUGGGCCUCCAGAAUAUGUCAUGCAUAGUAGUGAUACAACUACAAGGGGACAACUGGAUUUGGGAUUUUCCAUGAGAAAUGAGAACGAGGGGGAGUUGUGCAGCCUCAUAUGUUUCGCUUUGGUCCUCUUUUUUAUCCUCGUUAAGCGACGGGACAGGGACCACGAGUGCCAGCACCAUGUCUACCACCUCUAUCAAAUGUAAAAGUGUCUGGGUCUGGAAGAAUAGAGCUUGUCAUGCUGUCUUUGGAUUCCAAAAAAAUCUGUAUUGCGUGACCAGCAACAGGAGUCCAGUUUGUGUUACGCGGGGAGGGAAUUUCUCAUCUAGCAUCACAGAAGAAUCUGUGAUGCUAGAUCAUGCAUUACAUGCAUCAUGGAUCGUACAAAAUAUGCAUCACAAAUCCCGAAAUUUUCCAGACCCAGCCAUUUUUGCAAUCCAUAACCUCCCCCGGCGCACACUCGGGCAGCUCUUCGGGAGUUCCGAAGGAGUCGCAGCACUGCGGCUUGGAAAUGACGGUAAUGGCAGCUGCGUUCGCGACUUUAUCAAAUGCAAAUAUGUCUGGGUGGGCUGGAAAAAUGCCAGGUUUGUCAUGCACAUUUUCUAUGUGCUCGCGUGGUGUCCUUGAUGCAUGCCCUGGCUGCAUCACAGAUGCUGCGAGGGCAUUCUGAUGGAUGCUUAUACCGCAUCAGAAAUGCCCUCUCCGCGUAGCAAAAAUUGGACCGCUUUUGCUCUUCACGCAAUACAAGAUUUUAUGUACAGUCUAAAGCUAGCAUCACUUCCGGACCGAGACAUAUUUGCAUUUGAUAAACUUUCUCUUUCGCGUUUCUCUACUGGACCAGUAGAGAAACGCGAAAGAGAAAGGAGGACCGCGAACGAGACAUCCUGUCGCGACACGGGUUGCUGGGCGGACACGCGCGGGAAAAGCCCUUCUGGGCAUCCGGUCGGUUUGUUUGUGGAGCAGGUGUGUUUGUCCUGUGGUUUCUGUGGUUCGUGUGCACAACGAUUGGCGAGGAAUGGCACAAGCCGAGAAGUAUCUGGCGCAAAAACGUCAACGCCUCCCCUGCACACUUUUCAUUCAAGUUUCUUUGGAUUUGCAUUUGCAGAAUUAAAAAAUUGGGGCGUCAGUAGUUUGUCAUUCGUCUUACGGUGCGAGGCAGUAUCGAAUGAUGGCGCAGCUGAACUUGUCAUGCCUGCUUUAUCACAGACUUGAUCUGCUGAUAAUGGGGCGACGACGUCUUUGCGCAGGAUAGGAGCCUGCGAGGCGCUGCUGCACUGGGGACUGAUCGUGCUCGUUAUUGUAUCAAAGAAAAAAACUGUAACUGUACGGUGUAGGUCGGUAAAUGCAGAAAUACAUGGAAGGCGACGUUUACAUAAUUUUCCAUCUCAGUAGAAAAGCAGAAUACACGACUACUCCUUUCUUUCACGAUAGACUUUCUCAUGCACCACAACUACGUGUCCAAAUGCCCGGGCAUGAAGACAAAAAGCAAACUUGUCAUGCUGUCGCUUCAAGUUCAAGUUAGUAGAAGGCAGCUACACCGGCACCGGUUUUUUCUUGGAUACUAUCCAAGAAAAAAACAUUGUAGGUGUAACUUUUUUGGAAGAACAGCAUUACAAAUCUGUCUGGCAUGACAGCAAAAACCUGUCAUGCGCAGAUAGUACGCGAAAACGCCCUUUAAUGAACCCUACGACGCAUGCCAAGCAUGACAGACGCAAUCAUGUUGCAUGUUAAGCAUCACAAAUUUACACUAACAACGUUUUUUUCUUGGAUAGAUACUUUUUCGACUUGCUGCUGGUCGGUACGGUAGUGGUGGGCAGUAUGGAAGCGUCAGAAUCGAAAUCGACAAAGUCGAAAAAUUUGUGAUGCAGAAAAUCGAUGCCAGUUAGACCAAUAGUGUGUUGUCGGCGCAUGAGAAAUUUUCCCCGUCCUGGAAGCGAAUCUGUCACGCGGUUUAGGGCGAAGGAGCCCCCUUCUGCCAUGGUAGUCAGCAGCCGAACUUUUGACGCUAACCAGGACUCGAAUCCGCCUUCCUUGCAUCCUCUGCAGUAGAGUCUCUUUUUGCGUCGCAUUUUUAUAUGCAUAUAGAGAUUAAUAUUUCAUCGACUUUGUCGAUUUCGAGUCUGACACUCCCAUAGGCAGGGGCUGUGGUGCCCGUCGGGAUGAAGAUUCGCGGAGAAAGAGAACAACGUCCCCGUCCGGAAAGAAGGGAAGAGAGGAAGGAAAACGGGAGCCCGGCACAACCUCGUCCUCCACGCGGAAGAAACGUGACCAGUUGGCAUCUACACCCAGCACCGCAGCGGGAGCAGGCGGCCUGAUGGUCCCGGUUCCAAAUUAUGCAUUGCAAACGCAUCGCAUAUAGUACUUUUUGUUUUUUCCGUAUUUCUUGAUGGCUAAAGAGUCGCUUCGCUAAUUUUUUUGAAAUUAAAGAGGCGAGUUUGUCAUGCUGAUCCGAAGGCACAAAUGCAAAAACGAGUGUUGUAUACAUUGCUAAUAGAACAACCAAUGCGAAGAUGCAUUUUCAGAGAAUACUACUUACGGUGCGGUUGAUGAGCUUGACGAGGAAUUGUACGAGACCACCGGCUAUCAACUGCAAAUGUGUCUGGGUCUGGAAGAUUGCCAGGUUUGUCAUGCUAGUCUGGCAUGACUCGAAACUCUAUAUUGCGCGGCCGCGAAGCGGUUCUGCAUCUGCUGCCUGUCAGGCAAAAACGCAGUUUCUCAUGCGGAGUACGCAACGGAGAACCACGGAAAAACUUGUCCUGCUUGCCAGCGCAUUUUUAGAGUGUGCUCACUAUACCUUCUCUUGCAUCUUCACAAGUUUCCAGACCCAGACAUAUUUGCCUUCCAUACCGGCACCAGCGACGACGGAGGAUUGCAAGAGGAACUUGCGCGUCAGGUCUUUGCCGAUGUUCCGAGCAGCAGUCUUAGUACAACCGGUUCUAUCUGUAUGCAAGAAAACAACGGUGUGCGUGUAACUCUGUGAUGCAGAAAAUGCAAAACUUUUACACUUGUCAUGCUGGAUCUGCGUCAUAGGCUAGUACUUCCAUACGUGUUUGCACAUACUAGCUGCGCGUGACAGGUUUUCCCUGCACAAUGCAAAACGAAUUUGUGAUGCUCGUCUUCCUGCAAAGUUACACUUACACAGUUUUUUUCCUGGAUAUUCUGGCGUGACGCGUGGCGUGAUGUGAAAGCAGUACUCAACGGCACCUUCGAGGAAAAGCUGCAAGAGAUAUCCUGAUGUGUGAACGCUCUAACUACCCCAUUCCUGCUGUUGCCUCUGCUGGGAAUUAUUGUGUCUGGUGUGGGAGCACUUUAUUGCGCUGCUCCAAACAACUACAGGACCACGCAGUGGUUUUGUCAUGCAGCCGAUUUUUCGGUACCUUACGGAACAACCUGAGCACAAGAAGGAGCGUUUUGAUGUGCCAAAACAAAAACUUGUAAAUGCGGAACUUUCCCGCUUGCCAUGGGGUAUCAAGAUAGAGCGUUUCUACACGCGAUAACUUCAGCUCGAGGACUGCGAGGAGAAGGCCCUGUAUCCGGAAGGCAGCUUGGCGCCGAAGAGUCGCGCAGCCGAUGCGGGCAAGGAAAAGCAAAAGGUGGUUAAUAUUGAAGAGCUUCAGAAUUAUAGAGGGAAUUCAGUGCGAGCGUGCCUCUGCUUGGCCAUGUUCUUGCAUCGUCGUGCAUAGAAGACAAGUAGUGACUAUCACUUCUGUGAUGUAGUCGAAUUCGUACGUGGAAAUAAAGUCUGAAUCUUUUAACAGGCCUCCGCAACCAUCUUCAACGAGAAUCUGGUCUCUGCGCAGAAGGAAAUCGCUGUGGGACAGAAGGUGAGUUGUUGCGAACAUUGUCACUGUGUCAUGCAUUCUGCAGAAAAGCAAAAGAGAACCAAGAUGGCAAUGAGUGCUAUAGAAUGAGUGUCCAAACUUAGAUAUUGGGACAAGAAGUAUAGACGGAAGAAAAAAAAAUCACACAACAGCUGCCCGAAACCGUGUCCGUCACUGAGGCCCUAUCUUCGAAGAGCUGCCGCGCUGAUGACGGAAAAAAGGUGUGACUGUUUUUCACAAUUCGUUUGUCUUGGUGCCUCCAGAAGGCAGUGUCAUGCUUCGAAGAUUCUGCAUUUCGCUCUGUUAUCAAACCGACAAAGAAAAUCAACAAAUCAGGCGGAGGACAAUUUGAAGAAGGACGAGUGUGUGAUGGAAAAAGCUGCGGAACCAACGCAGCCCGCUUUGCCCGCGUUGGUCGAAAACAAACCCAGAGCCACCUCCGAGAAGGCACCGUCUUCGAGUCCGGGAAAAAACAAGCAGAACGUACUCAGCAUUUGGACUUUACAAGGAGAAGGAUUGUGAAGUGCGCCUUAGUGUUGUAGUUAGUUUUUCGAUGUGUAUAAUGUAACGCACAAGUAAGUACUUACAUUCAUAUUCAAGAUGAAGAUCAAGAGUGAGGCGUCAAAGAGACAAACGGAAGACCCAAUAACACUCUGUAGGUGCAGCUUCAGACCUCCAAGCUGGCGAGGACUUGCAAAGCCGGGAGCAGUGCGAUGUCUGCAAAAAGCCGCGUGCAGCAGGGAUUGGAACAAACGAUCGAUGCGUUGGAGGUAAAGUGACGAAAUUGAUUGUGAAGUUUAUGGAAACAAGAACAAAUGCAGCAUCAGAAGUAGUUUACGUUUUCAAUCAAAGUUUUUUCUUGUUUGAUUGCUGUUUACACACAGCAUGCGCAUGCACUUUUAUUGGAAAACACAUCCUUUUUUACACAAAAAUGGUCACGACCUUGAGGUACUGCGAGAUGAGCCGGAGAUGAAAAUGGACUUGGAGCUAGCAAAUGCAAAAGUGGCUGGGUCUGUCACAGUGGAACUUGCGACGCGUGUCUUGCAUUCCUGGAAAAUCUGUGUUGCAUGAGCAGCAAAAGAGGAGCUUCCUUUGUUGUGCAAAAACGCAAUUUGUGAUGCGCGCUACUGCUAGGCAUCAGCAGGCGACUCAAAAACUUGUCAUGCUUGGCUGCCAUUGAUGCAAGCGAUUCAAUCAUGCUCAAUUCAGCAUUACAGGGUUGCAGACCCAGACAUAUUUGCAGUGCAUAGGAGGUGGCCCACGACAAUUCGACCACAACUGGGUCGACCAAAAUCCUCCAGGAGAACCAAAAAAAAUCCGGCGGCACGAAAAAAUCCGAGGCGAGAGGCACUGUCGGCAAGCGGAAGUUGCGCGGACAGGCGUCCACGGAGCGCGGGGAGUCGGGUGGGUCGAUGGAUUCGGUGGAGGAAAAGUCAAACGAGGAUGGCGUGUCUGGGAUGCUGGAGUAG